Messenger RNA from Tarenaya hassleriana, 1638 nucleotides. RefSeq lists its product as uncharacterized. Lineage: Eukaryota; Viridiplantae; Streptophyta; Magnoliopsida; Brassicales; Cleomaceae. The coding region runs from base 98 to 1360 and encodes 420 amino acids. The transcript is spliced from 3 exons. The record is from RefSeq and is a predicted model, not a curated record.
AUUUCAAACUUCGUAAGAUUUCGUAUUCGCCGAAAAUAUAGGGGUCAGUUUGAAAUGAAUCGUCAAAAGCGGGGUCGUCUUGUAAUUGCCUAAACCGAUGCAGCCUUUGCGAAGAACCUGGUUUACGAGAGCAGGAAAAGCAGCAGAGACAGCGAUUGACGGGGAAGACAUGGAAGAAGCAGAGAUCCUUGAACUCUACGAACUGUCAUACAUGGAUCUUGUGCUCUUGUCUCAUCCUGAAAAGGCUUUGUCUUCGUCUUCCCCCGGAGACCGAAAGAAGCAUCAAUUGAUCUCGAGAGACGUAUUGGAAGCCCUAGGCCCAACCGGCCCAGGCCUUCUCUGCAUCACCGGCGUCCCUCGCGCUGCCGUCCUCCGCCACCGACUCCUCCCGCUUGCUCGGAAACUUGCUCUUCUCGACCCUGACACGAGGAAACGCAUUCUCAAGGAGCAUCACCUGGGGAGUGAUGUUCCUCUGAAGAACCCGGACAGAAAUGUGUCGUCAUUUUCAGCGCAGCUCAAGUAUGCGCAGAGUUCUGACAAAUUCUGCCAUGAGGUUUCGACAAACCCUGAUUUGCAGGAGGAUGAGUUCACGAAUCUGGAAGGUGCGUUUAAGGAGUUAGGAUUUUGCAUGAUGGAAAUGGGGUUGUGUAUAGCUCGUGUAUGCGAUGGGGAGAUUGGGGGAAGAGAGCUUGAGGACAGCUUGCUGGAGUCCUGCACUGCGAAAGGGCGUCUCAUACAUUACCACUCAGCUGCCGAUAAACUUCUUCUUCGAGAUGCAUUGAGGAGAACUCGAUCGAUGAGACAGAAGAUGUCCAGAAAGCAUGAGGGGAUUUACUUGGACCUGUGGCAACAGUGGCAUUACGAUUAUGGGAUCUUUACAGUGCUCACGGAUCCUAUGUUUCUUUCAUCUUCGUCCUUGUCUAAAGCAGGGGCAGUUCAAUGCGGCCACACAUACCUGAAGAUCUAUCAUCCAAGCGAGAACAAGGUCUACCUGGUGAAGUCUCCUCCUCCGGACAGUUUUAUAGUUCAGGUCGGAGAAUCUGCCGAUGUUUUAUCCAAGGGGAAGCUACGGUCAACCCUUCACUGCGUCUGUAGACCAGAGAAGCUGGAUCAUGUUAGCCGGGAAACCUUUGCUGUGUUCCUGCAGCCCUCAUGGAGCAAAACCUUCUCCUAUUCCGAUUAUGUGAUGGAUCAUAUAAAGUUGGACUCUCAGCUAAAAGCGUCGGAUUUGCGUCGGGAGAUACAGAAAAUUGUGCCACCGCUCUCAUCUCGUUUGAAAGACGGAAUGACAUUUGCCGAGUUUGCUCGCCAAACUACGAAGCAGUACUACGGCGGCAGUGGCUUGCAAUCUAGUAAGUGACAGUGCCAACUGCUGUAAACACAAUCUUUUCGUUUUAGCACUUUGGAAAUCAGUCUAAUCUCAUAAUGCAGACGAGGUUGGCCGUGAAGAGCUCCGUACGAUUUGGAAUACUUCCAAGAUUAGAAGAUAAGACGGCGCACUCGGACCAACCAAAAAGCCAAGCCUCCAAUGCUUUAAACGUGUCAAUAUGUAUAUCUUGAUGGAUCGAUUUUUGUAUAUACAUUGGAGGAUGUAUUCGGCAAAUAAAAGUAGUUAUAAUAUAUUGGAAUACGAAACUA